AUGGCCUCGGAGGCGGACCUGCGCGCCCGACUGCAGCGCGCCGGCCAGCAGCACCUCCUGCGCUUCUGCGCCGAGCUGGCGCCGGAGCCCCGCGCCGCGCUGCUGGCCCAACUCGAGGCCCUGGAGCCCGAGGCGCUGCGCCAGCACUGCCAGCGCGCGGCUGCUGCCUGCGCGCGUCCCCCGGGCCCGCCGCCCGACCUGGCUGCGCGGCUGCAGCCCCUACCUCCUGAGCGCGUGGGCAGCGCGAGCGAGGGUGACCCGCAGACCCGGCGGCUCUGGGAGGAGGAAGGUCUCCAUCAGAUCGCCCUGAACAAGGUGGCCGUGCUGCUGCUGGCCGGUGGGCAGGGCACCCGCCUGGGCGUGACCUACCCCAAGGGCAUGUAUCAGGUGGGGCUGCCCAGCCAGAAGACCCUGUACCAGCUGCAGGCAGAGCGGAUCCGGCGGGUGGAGCAGCUGGCCGGCGAGCGCCACGGGACCCGCUGCACAGUGCCCUGGUACAUCAUGACCAGUGAGUUCACGCUGGGGCCCACGGCCAGGUUCUUCAAGGAGCAUGACUUUUUCCACUUGGAUCCCAACAACGUGAUCAUGUUUGAACAGCGCAUGCUGCCUGCUGUGACCUUCGAUGGCAGGGCCAUCCUGGAGAGGAAAGACAAGGUCGCCAUGGCGCCAGAUGGCAAUGGGGGCCUGUACAGCGCGCUGGAGGACCACCAGAUCCUAGAGGACAUGGAGCGGCGAGGAGUGGAGUUCGUGCACGUGUACUGUGUGGACAACAUCCUGGUGCGGCUGGCCGACCCGGUCUUCAUAGGCUUUUGCGUGCUGCGGGGCGCCGACUGCGGAGCCAAGGUGGUGGAGAAGGCAUAUCCUGAGGAGCCGGUGGGCGUGGUGUGCCAGGUGGACGGCGUGCCCCAGGUGGUGGAGUACAGCGAGAUCAGCCCCGAGGUGGCGCAGCUGCGCGCGCCAGGUGGGGGUCUGCUGUACAACGCAGGCAACAUCUGCAACCACUUCUUCACCCGAGACUUCCUCCGGAAGGUCACCAGGGAACUCGAGCACCUGCUGCAGCCACACGUGGCCGUGAAGAAGGUGCCCUGUGUGGACGAGCACGGGAACCCGGUGAAGCCGCUCCAGCCGAAUGGGAUCAAGAUGGAGAAGUUCGUGUUCGACGUGCUCCCGUUUGCCAAGAACUUCGUGGCCUUCCAAGUGCUGCGGGAGGAGGAGUUCUCCCCCCUCAAGAACGCCGACUCGGCCGACAGGGACAGCCCCUCCACGUCCCGGCGGGCCCUGCUCGCCCAGCACUGCCGGUGGGCCCUGCGGGCGGGCGCCCGCUUCCUGGACGUGCACGGGGCCCGGCUCCCCGAGCAGCCCAGCCUGCCUGGCAGCACGGAGCCUCCGGCCAUCUGUGAGAUCUCACCCUUGGUGUCAUACGCUGGAGAGGGGCUGGAGGAGUACCUGCGAGGUCGCGAGUUCCGGCCCCCGCUCAUCCUGGACGAGGCCAUGGCCAGGGAGCUGCAGCCCUGACCCCCGCCAACCCUGGGGCCCAAGGCUCAGGAUGCAGCCCCGCCUGGGCUCCGGGCAGGAGAGCUGCUCUGAGAUUCUGGCUGCAGACCGGGGAGCCCAGAAGGGAGCGGGCCCCCUCCACCAGGGUGGGAGGCCUCCCGCCACCUCGUCCCCGGGAGCCAGGUGACCCCAGGCCUGCGGGGCCCCUGGGGUGCUCUGGCUUCACUCCUGCUGUGGCAUCCAGGCUGGAGGCAGAGGGACUGAGGGCACUGGGGUGGGGCCAAGACGGGUGCGGAAGGAACUGAGAGGCGCACGGGCCCGUCAGCCGAGGGGGCUCCUGGGCCCCUGCACACCCGUCUGGCGGGAGCAGCAGCAGCCACGCUGUGCUUUUCUGCAGAGAUGAGGGGACGGCAGUGCCUGCAGGGCUCCAUGUCGGGAGGGACAGCUGAGCCUGUGGGUCACACCCUGGCACGCCUUCCCUGCCGGCUGAGGCCCACAGCAGCUCCGGAGCUGGCUCUCUGGGAAGCUUGGCCUGAAUGCUUGGCGGGGUUCUCUCAAGUUCCGUCCAAGGCCUCAGCCCCCAGAAAACAGUGGAACCCAUGGAGGGUGCCCCACCUCGCCGCCACCCCAUGCUUAUAGGGAGCUUCUGACAACUCAGUGCUCACACUCCUUCCCCCCACAGCCCCUCACUGCACACCCCCAGCCUGCUCAAGGCGGGGAGAAGCCGGCUGGCUCUGGUCUCGGGCCCUGCCUGCUUCCCGCCUGGAGAGCAGCACGGGGCACCUGCCCCCUCCUCCUGUGAAGAGCGUCCUAAGUGCGGCCGCAGCU
This is a messenger RNA of Odocoileus virginianus texanus, 2322 nucleotides long. RefSeq names its product UDP-N-acetylglucosamine pyrophosphorylase 1 like 1 (gene UAP1L1). Gene Ontology annotation, biological process: UDP-N-acetylglucosamine biosynthetic process. The record is from RefSeq and is a predicted model, not a curated record. NCBI's taxonomy places the organism in Eukaryota, Metazoa, Chordata, Mammalia, Artiodactyla, Cervidae. Gene Ontology annotation, molecular function: UDP-N-acetylglucosamine diphosphorylase activity.